This is a messenger RNA of Hylaeus anthracinus, 2682 nucleotides long. RefSeq lists its product as uncharacterized. The coding region runs from base 1865 to 2275 and encodes 136 amino acids. The transcript is spliced from 3 exons. The record is from RefSeq and is a predicted model, not a curated record. NCBI's taxonomy places the organism in Eukaryota, Metazoa, Arthropoda, Insecta, Hymenoptera, Colletidae.
CUUCGCACACGUAUCGGACGGAACGGUCGAUCGGUAGCCGCCGGUAGCACGAGGCAUUCGACUCGACCGUGGUCUCUGUCAUCACGAUUGUGCUGUGUUUUGUGAUUCAGUUGAUUUUGUUGAACCUAAGAGCUUUAAGGUCGACAAACAGGAAGAUCCUUCGAGGGUGAUACUAGCACUAGGUUCAGUUUCGUUCCACUCCAAAAUCCUGCGUUCUCCAAGGAUGAAAAUCUGGGAUCUGAAGGAUGUGCACGGCGUUCCUCGAGACCGAUGGGUGGAUCGGAAUUAAACAGCACAGGCCACGUCGAUGCGAACAAUCCCACUCGAAGCACCGUCCUGUGAAGUAACUACCUCGAACAAUAAAACAAACUACUCGAGCAUCGAAGUCAGCACAAACGCCGGGCGAAUGCGAUUAUGGAGUGACGAAAUGGGCAAAGCCUCUUCAGCAACUUUUUACAAAGAAGUUGACCAAGAAAUAUGAACAAACUUCGUAGCCUCGCGGACCUCUGCUCGAGAUCAGUGAGCUGUUCUUUAUCGUCGCAAAGCUGAAGAAUUUUUCAUUACUUCUCGUUCUACUGAUUGUUUCAAUUCCAAUCUCGAUCCAUGCUUGAGACACUACGAUUGACAGAGUAGCCAGUCGCAGUGGUCAUAACUGAAAGGUCUACAUUAUCAACCGGAUCGAUCGCGAUAGGGAUAGAGUCACAAGGGAAUCCGUCAAGCGGACGGGAAUACGUCUCGUCGCUGUCUCCGUCAGUUUCAUUUGGAUAUAUCCCCGUUUCCUUUUAUCGCGAAUCUUCAUUCGGCCGUUGGACGCGUCCCGCAGUUCCACGUCCUCUCACGAGCAUAAAAAUAUAACGACUGGAGAUCCGGAGCGUCCACGGCUUAUGGGUGACGCCAGCGAGGGGCAGAGGGUGGCGAACAGAGCGCGGGGAUACGCGAUACCGCGGGAUCACCCGGUAUAAUCUCGUAAAACCCGCCGAAGAGUCCAUCUACGCGGGCGGUAAAGCCGUCGACGGCGUCCCGACGCUGGAAAUUGCCGCGCCGUGUAUCCGUGGCUGACAGUUCUGACGGUUGCUGGACUGCACUCGUCGCGAUAGGUGAAACGGAUAGAACAGGAUUAUCGGCGAUCGCAAUUUUAGCAACCGAGAAAGGAACUCUGGGAGACAGGAUCUCCGUGGAAAGUUUAUCCGUAUUUCCAACGGAUACUUAGAGUCCAAUUCGAAGCCUUUCAAUGACGAACACUUUCAUCUAACGGAGUCAUCGUCGAUCUGGGGUUCAACGAUUCGAGAAGAAAGGGAACACACUCGUGGAGAGUUUACCUGUGUUACUCAAAUUUCAAUAGCUUUAGCCACUCCAGUUGACAUCUUGGAUCUGAGUUUUACGAACUAAUGAAAGAACUCUGCGAGGCAGAUAUCCUGUAGAAAGUGUACCUGUUUUGUUUGUGGAUAUUUUGCUAGACUCAAAUAAAUAUUCGAAUCGUUUCAACGACAAACAUUUCCGUCUAACGGAGUCCUCAUUAACCUAAGAUACAAUAACUGAGGCAAAAGUCUACUAAGAUGCAGCCUCUUAAAGAAAUCAUCCGUGCCAACAGCGGAUACUAAGAUUUCGAAUAGUUAGACUCGUCUUACCACAGCAGCUGACAUCUCGGAUCUGAGUGUCACCCACAGACAAAAAAUCUCUAUGUACGAAGUCGAGUUGAUACUCGAAUGCUUGAGACUGUUUCAUCGUCGGUGCGUGUAGUGUAAAACCAGACUAGAUCAGUCCUGAUCCUUCGACGUGUGUGAAAUACUAUUCCGUGGGGUUUUUGUUAUGCCAGUGCGCGUUGCUUUAUCGCAGGCUACGUUUGGUUAGGAACCCGUCGGGGAUGGAUCAUGUGCACGUGAAAUCGAGGUCAGCCUCCAAGAGUAACCCGACGAAAAUGGCGUGCGAGAAAGCGACCAGACGACUGAGGACGGUUUUGGUGAAGGCGUCACGUCUUGGCGUCUCUACGACGGAGGUUGCCAGGCUGCCCACCGCCAAGAAGCUCAUUCCGCAAAGGGAUCACGGAUGGAAAUUGGCGGUGUUCCUUCUACUGAUGUUUUGCGGUGGUGUGAUCGUCGCGCUGGCCUGCACCGCGAGGAAAGGCUGCUCGAAGCCGGAGGAAAUCAUGGAACAAUUUCCCAACUUUCACCAAGAGGUUACGGUGCCGCUCUUAACGCAUGGAUCUGGAAUCCGCCUCCAACAGCAGAGCGAAAAAGAGGAAAGGAACAAACCAUUCGAGACGCCCGGUUGCUGAAUUGGAAUUUAUUAUGCGACCUCUGUUUUCCUCUCGUGUAGACUCGUGUAAUUUGAUAAUAUUACGCACAGGAACAGGAGGCAGGGGUCGGAUGAAUAGUAAAGUAGAAGGAUCGUACGUACCCAUUACCACAAUUCACCGCCAUUAGUUAUGAAAUAUUCUUGCUCACGAUACCGAUGCUUCAGGAAUUCAUUGUCGACUCGACGAAGACAAAUACGGCGAAAUAGAAUUAUCCAUCUCUUCCGAAGGAAAUUGCUACGGAGUUUAUUAGAGUUAAUAAAGAAUACACGUAGUUGGCGAUUGUGCUCGCAAAUUCUCGAGAUUCGUUAAUAAAUUUCUACAGUGGAUCGUCGAUCAUUGGAGAAAAUCUUAACUGAAAAUUCCAAAAAUAAUCGAGAUUCUUAGGA